Sabethes cyaneus is the source of this 1353-nucleotide messenger RNA. It is a transcript of the gene DNApol-alpha50, whose product is annotated as DNA primase small subunit. The coding region runs from base 61 to 1347 and encodes 428 amino acids. The transcript has 3 exons. Gene Ontology annotation, biological process: DNA replication, synthesis of primer. Lineage: Eukaryota; Metazoa; Arthropoda; Insecta; Diptera; Culicidae. The record is from RefSeq and is a predicted model, not a curated record. Gene Ontology annotation, cellular component: alpha DNA polymerase:primase complex.
CUAAAUACACGUAAUCCUAGUUAUUGUUAAUCUUGGUGUGUGUCGUAAAAGUCUAUCAUAAUGCCGGAAAAUACCGAAAGUAACAAAAAAGCUGUGGAAUCCUUUGAUCCAAACUCGCUUCAGGAUCUGCUUCCGAUAUAUUAUAAACGAUUGUUUCCGCAUCUGCAGUUUUACCGUUGGAUGUCCUAUGGGCUGUCGGAAGCUUCAGUGUUCACAAAUCGGGAAUUUUCGUUCACCCUACAAGACGACAUCUACAUCCGAUACCAAUCGUUCGACAGUCAAACCGAGCUGGAAAAGGAAAUUUGUUCCAAGAGUCCGUGCAAAAUCGACAUCGGUGCCGUGUACAAUGUUCGUCCUAAGGAUAACCGAGCCAGCACGGGAAUGAAACCGGUUCAGCGUGAGCUGGUUUUCGAUAUCGAUAUGACGGAUUACGAUGAGAUUCGAACGUGCUGUCAGGAGGCCAAUGUGUGCCAAAAGUGCUGGAAGUAUAUGACGAUUGCUUGUAAGGUCAUCGAUUCUGCCUUGCGUGAAGACUUUGGCUUCGAGCAUCUACUGUGGGUGUUCAGUGGGCGUCGUGGUAUUCAUUGCUGGGUUUGUGAUAAAACAGCUAGACAUAUGGAUACGAAAGGACGUUCAUCGGUGGCGGAAUAUUUGCACAUUUUAAUCAGCGGGGGUGAAGGUUCGGUGACAAGGGUGAGCCUCGGCGAUAGAAUGCACCAUUCUAUCAAGCGGGCACAUAAAAUAAUCGAACCUUUCUUCGAAGACAUUUGCCUUGUCGAUCAGAACACCUUUGCCACUCCGGAUGGUCUUCGUAAGUUGUUGGCUAUGGUGCAGGAUGAAGGCAUUCGUUUGGAGUUAGAUAAGAAGUUGAAGCCCCACGAAGGUGAUUCAAAGGCCGUUUGGAAGGCUUACGUGCAGUUCUUUGAAUCGUUAAGAGUAUCUGGAAACAACAAAGCAAGAAAACUGAAAUUUAUAAUUGAAGAAACUCAACUGGCAUUCACUUAUCCAAGAAUUGAUAUUAACGUAAGCAAAGGUUUUAACCACUUGCUGAAGUCUCCGUUCUGUGUGCACCCGAAAACGGGAAAGGUUUGCAUUCCAUUCAAUCCCAACGUUGCGGAAAAGUUCGAUCCCACGCAGGUUCCAACUAUCACUGCCUUGUUGAACGAAGUGAACGCGUUCGAUGAAAACAUAAGAGCGGACGGUCAAGAGGAACGUUCACGUAUCAAGGAUUAUAAAAAGACCAGCAUGUUCAAGGGUACCGUUAUAUUUGAAGAGUUUUUACGCAAACUGGAGCAAUCCUUCAAAGGGAAGGCUAUUAUGGUUAGCGAUAAGAAAAUGGAAUUUUAGUUUUAU